This is a messenger RNA of Nannizzia gypsea CBS 118893, 393 nucleotides long. Its product is annotated as transcription initiation factor IIA gamma chain. Lineage: Eukaryota; Fungi; Ascomycota; Eurotiomycetes; Onygenales; Arthrodermataceae. The transcript has 4 exons. Gene Ontology annotation, molecular function: RNA polymerase II general transcription initiation factor activity; TBP-class protein binding. Gene Ontology annotation, biological process: transcription initiation at RNA polymerase II promoter; RNA polymerase II preinitiation complex assembly. Gene Ontology annotation, cellular component: transcription factor TFIIA complex. Bases 1 to 393 code for a protein of 130 amino acids. The record is from RefSeq and is a predicted model, not a curated record.
AUGAGUGCUCCAGCGUACUAUGAGCUGUACCGGGGCAGCAGCAUUGGACUAUCCCUGACAGAUACCCUCGAUGAUUUAAUUAACGAGGGCCGCAUCGAACCCCAGCUGGCUAUGAAAAUACUGUCCAACUUCGACCGUGUCAUUACUGAAGUCCUGGCGGAUAAAGUGAAGUGCAAGCUCUCAUUCAAGGGGGAUACUCCCCGCCUGCACUGGCGGCGAUAUCUCGUAAAUAUCACCUUCAAGACAGAAUUUGAGCAUGGGUCGGAAAUGUUAGAAGGGAUUCCGUUCCCUGGAGUUUGGACAGGAAAUGGCGUUUGCGGUAACUUCUUCGAGGAGAUUCCAAGGCAUGGUAACGAGAACAUAAUGACAUUGCUUCUGGAGAUACACGGCUAG